Messenger RNA from Rangifer tarandus platyrhynchus (Svalbard reindeer), 1473 nucleotides. The record is from the annotation of a GenBank genome assembly. NCBI's taxonomy places the organism in Eukaryota, Metazoa, Chordata, Mammalia, Artiodactyla, Cervidae.
AUGGAGCUUCUAGGUUCUACCUUAACGGCAACUUAUGCCCACCCCAGACCAACACCAACUAGCUUCCUACCAGCCAUCAGUACCAUGGCUUCAAGCUACAGGGAUCGCUUCCCCCACUACAAUUUGACCCAUAGCCUGAGCCUGCCUUGGAGACCAAGCACAUACUACAAAGCAGCGUCCAACUGGCCUACCUUGGAUCCAUACUGCACCAGAUCUCAGAGGGUGUCUGAGAGCACCAUGCUACCUUUUGUCUCCAACAGAACCACCCUCUUCACCAGGUAUACACCUGACGAUUGGUACAGGUCCAACCUAACCAACUUUCAAGAGUCCAGCACUUCCCGACACAAUUCAGAGAGACGAAGGGUGGACACAUCUCGCUUGAUUCAAGACAAAUACCAGCAAACGAGAAAAACCCAGGCAGACUCCACCCAAAACUUGGGAGAACGAGUCAACGACAUAGGGUUUUGGAAAUCUGAAAUCAUUCAUGAGUUGGAUGCAAUGAUUGGAGAGACAAAUGAACUAACUGACAUUAAGAAAAGGUUGGAGAGGGCUUUGAUGGAGACAGAAGCCCCUCUUCAGGUAGCCCGAGAAUGUCUAUUUCAUCGAGAGAAGAGAAUGGGAAUUGAUCUAGUUCAUGAUGAAGUGGAAAAAGAGCUGCUGACGGAAGUUGAUAUUAUUCUGUGUUGUCAAGAAAGGAUGAAGCUGUAUUUGGACAAGGCCAUUGCCCACCUGGCAGCCAACAGAGCCACCCAGCACGAGCUGGAGAAGGACCUGAGUGACAAGCAGUCGGCUUACAGGAUCGACGAUAAAUGCCACCAUCUGCGAAACACGUCAGAUGGCGUCAGCUACUUCCGUGGAGUGGAGAGGGUGGAUGCCACGGUCUCAGUGCCCGAGUCCUGGGCCAAAUUUACCGAUGACAACAUUCUUCGCUCCCAGAGUGAGCGAGCCGCCUCUGCGAAACUGAGAGACGAUAUCCAAAACCUCCUGGUGGUGACAGCCAACGAGAUGUGGAAUCAGUUCAACAAGGUGAACUUGGCUUUCACCAACCGCAUUGCUGAAACCGCGGAUGCUAAAAAUAAGAUUCAGACUCACCUGGCAAAGACCCUGCAGGAGAUUUUCCAGACAGAGAUGACUAUCGAAUCCAUUAAGAAGGCCAUCGUGGAGAAGUCUGCCUUCCUGAAGGUGGCUCAGACCCGUCUGGAUGAGCGGACCAGGAGACCCAACAUAGAACUGUGCAGAGACAUGGCUCAGCUGCGGCUGGUGAACGAGGUGUACGAGGUGGACGACACCAUCCAGACCCUGCAGCAGCGCCUGAGGGACGCGGAGGACACACUGCAGUCGCUGGCCCACACCAAGGCCACGCUGGAGCAUGAUCUGGCGCUCAAGGCCAACUCUCUAUACAUCGACCAGGACAAGUGCAUGAGCAUGCGCAGAAGCUUCCCCAGCACCCUGCGCCUGGUGGGCUUCUGCUAG